Messenger RNA from Acanthosepion pharaonis, 468 nucleotides. Lineage: Eukaryota; Metazoa; Mollusca; Cephalopoda; Sepiida; Sepiidae. The record is from the annotation of a GenBank genome assembly.
AUGUUAUUCGGACUGGAUAUAGUUCUUUUUUCAUUUUUUCUUUCAAUUUCUUUCCUACAUCUUUUACACUUUUUUUUUCGAACUCUUCCUGCUUUUUAUCUUUCUUUUACUUCUUCUAUUUAUCACUUAUUUAAUAAUUUAUUAUUUAUAUAUUCCUUACUUUCAUUUUCCUCAUUUUUUGCUUCUUUUAUUACUCUUUUCUUUCAUUCAUUCUUUCUUUUUUUCUUUCGUUUAUUCUUUCUGUCUUUCUUCCUUUUUUCCUCUUCCUUUUUUGCUUUUUCAAUAUUUUAUUCGAUAUUAUUUUCAUUUAUUCAUUCUUUAUUUAUUUAUCUAUUUAUUUAUUUUGUUUCCACUUUCGUUAUUCUUAUCACGAAUUAUUUCCUUCUUUAUUUUUUAUUUGUUUCAGUCUUUUCUCCUUCUUUCAAUUUCUUUCCUAUUUCCUUCCUUCAUUUCUUUAAUUCUUCCUGA